AUGGGAUAUAACGGUCCUAGCAAAGGUUGUCGGAGAUGUGUUUCUAUUAAAGUCAAGUGUGAUGAAAAUAAGCCUAGCUGCUUGCGAUGCAGAAAGGCCACCCAAGUAUGCGAGUAUAAGGACACAUUCGACUUGAUUCUACGGAACCAAAGCCAUCAUGCAGCAAAGACUGCAAAGGCGAAAUGGCGACGACGAGCAACUAGGUCUAGGCGUUCUCCUUCGCCUCCAGGGACGGACACCAUUCAGUUAGCAUCAUCGCAGCAAGUAGGCCUAUACCCCAGUAGCGUUCCAACAGUCCCCAAGUCGGUUUCUUUGCGUCCAUCGCUUCAACAUAUGGUUCAGUUGCGUUUCCUCUACGACUUUGCAAGCGCACAAGACCGCGCUCCAGAGAUCAGAGGCUCGCUCGAUCAGAUUCCUCAAAUGAUGGCAGACUCGUCGCCAAACUCAUGGUUUCAUUCUGCAUUGUCGGCACUUUCACUGGUAAACUUUGGUGGCAGGCUCAAAUCCCAAGAGGCGAAGGAUGCUGCCGUUGUGUUCUAUAACGAUGCCCUCGGUCGAUUUGCAAGCGUCAUGACAUCGACAGAUUUUGAUGGGAUUUACGCCAUUCACUUGCGGGGAGCCAUUUCCAUCCUGGAACAUUUUUGGGAGGGCGGCGAGGGGAGGAAACGACUUGACAAACCCUGUUAUGCGCCCGUCCUCCACAUGCAAACUCUCAUAUUUUGUCUUGCCAACAAUGAGCCACCACCAUCGUUUCUUGCAGAUAUGAAACUACAUGCAACAAGCGAUCCUAGAUCCGACUUGACCAUUCUUAUGCAUAGAGCAUGUCAAAUUCGAUAUGAGCUCACGCAGCAGUCUUUAUCAAUCGAAAAUGAGAAACCGAAUGAAGAGCUACCACAGAAACUGCACCCACGACUUCAGGAGCCUAUGGAUCUUGAUGAAGCGCUGGAAGAGUGGUAUCAGCGAAACGCUAGCCGCGGGGAGUGGGCUUCUACUCGAGUUUGCAACGUGAAUGCUCAGAGCCGACCACAAUGGGCUCGAGAUCUCUUCAGUCUCCCAGGGUCUCCAAGCGAAAUGCUCAUAUACGAUAGCUUCCUAGCCGCAUUAUCCACAAACCUCUACCGUGGGACUCGUCUGUUGCUGAAUCUCUCUAUCCUCGAGUGCACUCACCCAACUGUUGACUCAUUACGUUCCGAUACUAGUAUAUCUGGAAUGAAUGAGUCCAUUGCUUCGUCUACUGCUGCACUGCUGAUGGAGAUCAUCAAUGACCUUUGUAUGACCGUGCCGUCCAUGCUUCAAUUGACGGCAACAGGUGGUCUGGAUGACCCGCAAUCGACAGAAGAGCUGUACAGCCUCAGAGGCAUGUUAAUGCUAUGGCCUCUUUCUGCGGCUAUGGCGUGUUUGCAAAACAAAAAUGUUCAGAAAUUGGACGUUGACUUUAGGCGAGGUUGGGUGCAAGGCGUACUCUCAUUCUUAAGGGAUUCAAUGAGUUUGGCAAAGGCACAGGCGUUCAUUACAAAGUACAAUUAG
Trichoderma harzianum CBS 226.95 is the source of this 1527-nucleotide messenger RNA. RefSeq lists its product as hypothetical. Gene Ontology annotation, molecular function: zinc ion binding; DNA-binding transcription factor activity, RNA polymerase II-specific. Lineage: Eukaryota; Fungi; Ascomycota; Sordariomycetes; Hypocreales; Hypocreaceae. The record is from RefSeq and is a predicted model, not a curated record. The coding region runs from base 1 to 1527 and encodes 508 amino acids. Gene Ontology annotation, biological process: regulation of DNA-templated transcription. The transcript is spliced from 4 exons.